Messenger RNA from Mitosporidium daphniae, 792 nucleotides. RefSeq lists its product as uncharacterized. The record is from RefSeq and is a predicted model, not a curated record. The transcript has a single exon. Bases 1 to 792 code for a protein of 263 amino acids. NCBI's taxonomy places the organism in Eukaryota, Fungi, Microsporidia.
AUGAAGGUGCUUAACGAGAACCACUCUGGACCAUGGGGCAUGCGCCUGCUCCUUCUACGUUUCUCAAGCGAACCGUUAUUUUCUCAUGGCCGCCAAGAGCCGUUUCUAGCCAAAGGCAUUAUUGAGGCUCAAGCAAAGAAAGAGCUUAUCAACAAACUCGCUCAUGUAGCGUGCUAUUUUUCGUUAAAGAAUAAAUUUUUUGUUACUAUGUUUAAUGAGCAUCCCUCCCUUUGGGAAAUAUAUCUACAAAAGAAAUGCAUGGAAGUUAGCACGGCCGUUGCAGCAAGCGCAGACUUUCUGCAUAUACUUUCCAUCGCUACGGCGCCUGGCAUGGUAAUCGGGAUUACCGGACCCCCAGAGUGCGGAAAAUCAUUCAUGUUGGCCAUGGUCGCACUUGUUUCUGCUGCCGAGAGCAGCAUUAUUAUCGGUAAGUUCAGGUUUCUUUUGCUAGAUUCUGAAGGUGGGUUUCCGGCACGUCAUCUUUUGGCCAGACUCGCUCAAAAAUACUUUUCCAACGCUCACGCGCUCCACAACAACCCUGGAAUGCUUCAAACUUGGUUCGAGGUUCAAGAUAUGGAUGAAUUUUACGUUGCAUUUGUCGAAGCCCUGAAAACGACCCCGGAUGGGGCAUUGUUGCUGAUUGAUUCACUUACACGGCCACUUCGUUUUUCGAUGGCAUCCAAAAUUUUGCCGGGAAAUGAUUGUACCCUGCCAGCAAACCUCAAGACGGUUUCGUGCCUAAUUCAACAUGCAUCCAAGGAUCUCGGAAACUCUGUAUCGGGAAUUUGCUGA